Molecule: messenger RNA, 1177 nt
Organism: Rotaria sp. Silwood1
Lineage: Eukaryota; Metazoa; Rotifera; Eurotatoria; Philodinida; Philodinidae
Source: the annotation of a GenBank genome assembly
AUGGUAAAAGUUCGUCGAACUUUUCAAUUAGCAAGAGUCCACUGGACUUUCGCUAUUGGCGAAUGUCCAGUUGGCGAAACUCGGAUAAAACAUAUUCUUUCUGCUGCUGAUCAACUUAAUUUAAGUAAACUUAAAGUCUUCAAUCUCAAUGAUGAAAUUGCUUUACUUUAUUUUACGACUAAAUUAUCAUUUCGACGUAUUUUUCAAGAACAAAUUACAGAUCCUAUUCUUCUUUCUGAAAAUUAUUUUAAUGAAAUAUCCUGUAAAAACUAUACAGCAGAUGUGUACGAAUAUAUAUUGAAAUUUUUCGAAAAUCUUAAACAUUUAUCUCUUAUUGUAUUGUUUCCAAAGUCUUUUCCACCUUUAUUACUUCGUAAUUUACCAUUAACUAGUACUUUCCAUUCUUCAACUCUUUACAAAUUAUGUAUUUAUGUAAUAUAUUAUGAUGAUUUCUUUGCUUUAGUUGACGGGUCGUCUUAUAAUGCAACAAAUGUUUGCAAUAUGGUAAGUUUAAAUUUUAUUCGAUUAUUCUUUUGAAUUUAACAAAAAAACAAAAUACUAUGGAUCAUGAUUAUAAAUUAUUUUCAUAUUAUUAUUGAAAGAUUUUUUUUAAAUUUCUUUUGGAUCAACUAUUAUUAAAUGGUGAGAGAGAAAGCAAGCGACGAGGUUUGGAGAAGGAGCGAGGAAGAAUACUCAGAACUUUUAAAAGAUUGAGAAUAACUUUCUCCCAUUUUUGAGAAACUUCGAACAUACUUGACUUCCCCUUAGGUUUUUCAAAAAUUGAACAUGAAUUCCUUUAUUUUGGAGAAAUUUCUCACAAAUUUUACCAUCCCUCCCUUGCAAAGGAUGUUCCAAGUGUUUUAGUCGGGGUAAUCCCUUCAAUCUUGACAAAAUUUUGCAUUUUUUCUCAGUAAUUUAUAAAAAAAUUUUAAGAAAAUUUAAAAGACUUUCGAAAACAUCAUCACCCUUCCAAUCUUUUCGUCUUCAAGUCACCUCAGCUAUUCUCCCUCCACCAGUUUUAAAAAACUGAAGAUAAGUUUCAAAUUUCUCAGAAAUUUCGGAGGUGGACCUCUCGUUUUUUUUCACGUCCUAUUUCAUUUUUGUAAAUAGAUUUCUUGUUUGAGCUCUUUGCGUCGUCUCUGUUUUUGAUUUUAAACAAACAUCACUGAUAUGUUUG